ACAGCUCAUCAAACACUCCUUGACUCUUCUCUCUAAAAGCGGAGACUCAGUCAAAUUCAAACAUCACUGGGCAGUCUCUCUCCCCUUUUAACCUUUUGUUAAGAGAUUACGUCACUUUCUAUAAUAAAUGAUACCCUCGUUGUAAAAAAAUUUAGCAUAUUUUAUCAAAGAUAUGUCCCCGAGACCAGAGAAUGCUGGUCAUGCCGGCGUGAGCGGAGUAGGAAAGAUUAAGGAGGUGCACUAUAGGGGAGUGAGGAAGAGGCCAUGGGGGAGAUAUGCUGCCGAGAUCCGUGACCCGGGAAAGAAAACACGGGUUUGGCUCGGAACCUUUGACACGGCAGAGGAAGCAGCUCGAGCCUACGACUCAGCCGCGAGAGAGUUCCGUGGUUCCAAAGCAACAACCAACUUCCCUUUCAGCGGCGGCGACGGCGGCGGGAAUGCUUUGGGGACCCAUGUGACGGCGCGUGAGGGAGUUUGUGGAAAUAAUGCGGUUAAUGGAUUUUUCUUAGAUCUCCCCCAUGCUACUGCGUCGAGAGAGGAGCUGUUCGAGGUUUACCAGUCCGGUUUGAGCCAAUCGAAAUGGGGUUGAGUAUAGGUCAUAAAACCACCGAUCUGAAUCUAGACCUUAGCUUAGCACCAUCGAUGGACGUUUAGGUUUAAUUUUAUUUUUGUACUCAAGCUUAAUUUUUAAUUGAGAAAUUUAACAAGAUUAUCCUUUUUCAGUUUGUCUUGAAGAAAUACAUUUUGUCAUUUCUUUGUUGUGUCUGUACUCCUAUUGGUAGAUUUUCUAUUUCUACUGUACUUCGCUUUUAUAUCAUUUGUU
Messenger RNA from Raphanus sativus (radish), 823 nucleotides. Its product is annotated as ethylene-responsive transcription factor 9-like. Gene Ontology annotation, molecular function: DNA binding; DNA-binding transcription factor activity. The coding region runs from base 173 to 589 and encodes 138 amino acids. The transcript has a single exon. The record is from RefSeq and is a predicted model, not a curated record. Gene Ontology annotation, biological process: regulation of DNA-templated transcription. Lineage: Eukaryota; Viridiplantae; Streptophyta; Magnoliopsida; Brassicales; Brassicaceae.